CAACAUUCUGCAGUUGUUUUUAUUCCCGCCAUCAGUGUAACAGGCAGAACGGGGGCUGCAUAUAAACACUGCAAACUCAGAACCAUGUGUUGCCCCUGUUAAGCGAUACUUGACUGAUGGAUCGUGUUUGCACUAGCCCGCCCUAGAAUCCCUUUUUAAAACAUCGUUAUUGCUGCUAUUAUUAUUAUUUAUUGCAAAUCCUUUCCUUGCCCUGGCCUGGCUGCCCGGGGAUGGUCUUCGAGCCAUUGCCCACCAGGCCUGGGCAACUCUGGGCUGGAGAUUCGGGCCCUUCUGGACCACAGGUUUCCAUCGUCCCUCCCACAGGCCUGGACCGCCUGCGGUCUCCAUGGAAACCCACCAGCCACCGGAGGGCGUGACGACGCUGAGAAAGACAGGAAUGUUCGACCAUCGGGUCAAAAAAUUUUUGGAAGAGGAGAGCAAAUGGAGCUUAUGACUGGUUCAUCCUUAAUGGAGGGCGGGAAUACAGCGACAGACGGCGGAGGCUGUUACUAUCGCUACCAAUCAAGAGUCGUGAAGGUUUUGAUGGACAAGCUUAGCGGGAAGCGUCUCUGCGCUCAGCUCUUCGCCCAACCCGCGGUCCGCCGUCCCGGAAAAGGGCCAAUAAGAAGGUGGCGGAGGUGGGGCGAAGGGGCCGGUUGCUCCGGAAGUGGAGGGAGGGGGUGAAAAUGGCGCCCAGCUCGAAAUCGGAGCGGAACAGUGGGGCCGGGAGCGGCGGCGGCGGCCCCGGGGGAGCCGGGGGGAAGCGAGCAGCAGGGCGGCGGCGGGAGCACGUCCUCAAGCAGUUGGAGCGGGUCAAGAUCAGCGGGCAGCUCUCUCCUCGCCUCUUCCGGAAGCUGCCACCGAGGGUCUGCGUGUCGCUUAAGAACAUCGUAGAUGAGGAUUUCCUCUACGCGGGGCACAUCUUCCUGGGCUUUUCCAAGUGUGGCCGCUAUGUGCUGUCCUACACGAGCAGCAGCGGGGAUGACGACUUCUCCUUCUACAUCUACCACCUCUACUGGUGGGAGUUCAACGUACACAGCAAGCUGAAGCUGGUCCGACAGGUGCGGCUCUUCCAGGAUGAGGAGAUCUACAGCGACCUGUACCUAACCGUGUGUGAGUGGCCCAGCGACUCCUCCAAGGUCAUCGUCUUUGGCUUCAACACGCGCUCACCCAACGGCAUGCUCAUGAACAUGAUGAUGAUGAGCGACGAGAACCACCGGGACAUCUACAUCAGCACGGUGGCUGUGCCGCCGCCUGGCCGCUGUGCUGCCUGCCUGGACGCCAGCCGGGCGCACCCAGGGGACCCGAGCGCACAGUGCCUGCGACACGGCUUCAUGCUGCACACCAAGUACCAGGUGGUCUACCCGUUCCCUACCUUCCAGCCCGCCUUCCAGCUCAAGAAAGACCAGGUGGUGCUGCUGAACACCAGCUACUCCCUGGUGGCCUGCGCCGUCUCCGUGCAUGCAGCAGGUGACAGUGGCUUCUGUCAGAUCCUGUAUGACCACACAGCGUCCCCGCCACCCCCGCCCAGCCCCCCAGAGCCCCACAGCCCAGAGGCACCCCCCACUCUCCCCAACCUCUACCCCGAGGCAGCCCCAGCCCGGUCCUCUGGGGCCUCUGAGCCCUCCCCCGCCAUCGCCAGAGCCAAGGAGUUCGUGGCCGACAUCUUCCGCAGGGCCAAGGAGGCCAAGGGUGGGACCUCUGAGGACACCCGGCCGCCCCCGUGCCCUGGGCCCUCAGGCAGCCGUUGCCGCUCAUCCUCAGAGCCACCAAGCCUCUGUAGUGAGGCGGUGGCUAGGGACAGUCCCACCCUGGCGCCUGCCCCAGAGCCUGGCUAUGUCAACUACACCAAGUUAUAUUAUGUGCUGGAGUCCAGCGAAGGGACAGAGCCCGAGGAUGAAUUCGAGGAUGACAAGAUCUCCCUGCCCUUCGUGGUGACCGAUCUCCGAGGCCGCAACCUGCGUCCCAUGCGGGAGCAGACUGCUGUCCAGAGCCAGUACCUGACGGUGGAGCAGCUUACGUUGGAUUUCGAGUAUGUCAUCAACGAGGUCAUCCGCCACGAUGCCACCUGGGGCCACCAGUUCUGCUCUUUCAGUGACUACGACAUCGUCAUUCUGGAGGUCUGCCCAGAGACCAACCAGGUCCUCAUCAAUAUCGGCUUGCUGCUCCUGGCCUUCCCUUCCCCCACUGAGGAGGGCCAGCUCCGACCAAAGACCUAUCACACCAGCCUCAAGGUGGCCUGGGACCUCAACACCGGCAUCUUCGAGACGGUCAGCGUGGGCAAACUCACUGAGGUCAAGGGGCAGACGAGCGGCAGUGUCUGGAGCUCAUACCGCAAGGGCUGCGUGGACAUGGUCAUGAAGUGGCUGGUGCCUGAGAGCAGCGGCCGCUACGUCAACAGGAUGACCAACGAGUCGCUGCACAAAGGGUGCUCGCUGAAGGUGCUGGCAGACAGUGAGCGGUACACGUGGAUUGUGCUGUGAGGGCCCAGCUGCCCAGACACUGACGCCAACUACCUCCGAGGCCGGCGCUGGCCGCCCCUGUGCUGGCCUCCGCCCGGCUGGUGGCCCACGACGAUGGCAGUAGUGUUGGGCUGCAGGAAGGGCUCAGUGGCCAGCCCAGCAGCUGGAGAGUCUGGACGCUUUUUUUAUUUAUGCCUAUUUAAGUUGGGAAGGGGCAGAGGGGGAGACUAACCCCCAUAGCCUGGAGUGGCCGCCUUCCUGUGGUGCGCACGGACGGGCGUAGCCUGUGCAUUUGCCCCUUUCCUGGGCACAGGGGCUGGUGGGACCCUCGGGGAGUCGAAUGGUCCCAGCCCCUCCCCCGCGCUGCCCACCCAGCCUCACUGCAUCACGGGUGGGGAGCCCGUGGUCACCCCACUUUGUCCCUCUUCAUGUAAUAAAUGCUUUAUUUCCGAA
Chinchilla lanigera (long-tailed chinchilla) is the source of this 2915-nucleotide messenger RNA. RefSeq names its product DDB1 and CUL4 associated factor 15 (gene Dcaf15). Lineage: Eukaryota; Metazoa; Chordata; Mammalia; Rodentia; Chinchillidae. The record is from RefSeq and is a predicted model, not a curated record. The transcript is spliced from 12 exons. Gene Ontology annotation, cellular component: Cul4-RING E3 ubiquitin ligase complex. Gene Ontology annotation, biological process: protein ubiquitination. The coding region runs from base 687 to 2483 and encodes 598 amino acids.